This is a messenger RNA of Rhinocladiella mackenziei CBS 650.93, 915 nucleotides long. RefSeq names its product ribose 5-phosphate isomerase A. Lineage: Eukaryota; Fungi; Ascomycota; Eurotiomycetes; Chaetothyriales; Herpotrichiellaceae. Bases 1 to 915 code for a protein of 304 amino acids. The record is from RefSeq and is a predicted model, not a curated record. Gene Ontology annotation, cellular component: intracellular membrane-bounded organelle. Gene Ontology annotation, molecular function: ribose-5-phosphate isomerase activity. Gene Ontology annotation, biological process: pentose-phosphate shunt, non-oxidative branch; D-ribose metabolic process. The transcript has 2 exons.
AUGGCCGCCGAGAUUGAGGCGGCGAAGAAAGCGGCUGCCAUAGAAGCGGUACGAAAUCAUUUUCCUGAGAAUCCGCGCUUCGUUGGCAUCGGAUCCGGUACAACAAUUGUCUACGUGGUGGAGGCUAUUAAAAAUUGCGGAGUGGACGUUUCCAGAGUGGGCUUCGUGCCAACAGGAUACCAAUCUAAGCAACUCAUCAUAAACGCUGGCCUUGUUCCCAUUGAGUUCGACGCCCUUCCGGACGAUUCCGUGAUUGACAUUGCUUUCGACGGCGCGGACGAGGUAGACGAAGAGCUGAAUUGCAUCAAAGGAGGAGGUGCUUGUCUGUACCAGGAGAAACUCGUGGCCAUGCGGGCGGAACAGUUCAUUUGUGUUGCCGACUUUCGAAAACUUCAACCCCGACUAGUCACCAAGUGGCCAACCAUUCCCGUAGAAGUCGAACCAAAGGCUGCCCGGCAGGUCAUGAAACGACUGCGAAUGCUGGGAAGCGUAAGCCCAACAGGAGCAGGCCCAUUGAUCCGAGAAGGCCACAUGGCCAAAGCGGGCCCAGUCAAGACGGACCAGGAUUUCUUUAUCAUCGACGCCCCAUUCCCACACCCGCUUCUGAUUGGCGAGGAUACUUCUGCAGAAAGAAAGGGUGACGGUGAGCAUGGUUAUUGGGAAGUGGAGCAGCUUGCCAAAGCCAUCAAGGAUAUCAAUGGUGUGCUUGCCGUAGGUCUUUUCUGUGGUCCAACCGGCCCCGAGGCCAAAGCGGCUGGAGUGGUAGGAGGCCAAAGACCGGUAGCAUGCUAUUUUGGCAUGGCUGAUGGCACUGUAUCGUUGCGAAGAGCCCGAGAAAAGCGACAUUCCGUUGUCGCCAAAUAUCCUCCCUUAAUACCGGUGCAUUCGGUGGAGACUGCUGCGGUCGAAAAUUGA